Molecule: messenger RNA, 1227 nt
Organism: Jaminaea rosea
Lineage: Eukaryota; Fungi; Basidiomycota; Exobasidiomycetes; Microstromatales
Product: nucleotide sugar dehydrogenase
Exons: 1
Coding region: 1-1227 (408 amino acids)
Biological process (GO): polysaccharide biosynthetic process
Molecular function (GO): oxidoreductase activity, acting on the CH-OH group of donors, NAD or NADP as acceptor; NAD binding; oxidoreductase activity, acting on the CH-CH group of donors, NAD or NADP as acceptor
Source: RefSeq, a predicted model, not a curated record
AUGCACCGCGGCGAGCCCACCCCUACGGUCUUGGUAGUCGGCUGCGGCUACGUCGGCGAGCAACUGGUUGCUGCCUUUUCACGCGCGUACAACGUCUUCGCCCUCGACGUCUCCGCUGCCCGCCGUGAGAUUCUGCGCGAGCAAUACGCCGGCAACAUCAACGUCACCGUCAUCGGCGAUGUAGCCGACUCUGCUGAUGCGCGCGACUUCGACCUCGCCCUCAUUUCUGUUCCUACCCUUCUCGAGAAGGACGGGCAAAGCGUCAACACCAACCACAUCAAGUCUGCCGUCGAGGUCGUCACCCGAUACGCCAAGCCUUACUCCACCGUCGUCGUCGAAUCAAGUGUCACGGUGGGCAUGACGCGCAAUCUCCUCUCCGACCUCCGCAAGCGCAACGUCUUUGUCGGCUUCUCACCAGAACGUGUCGACCCUGGUCGUACCUUCCCUGCCUUUGAGGAUAUUCCCAAGGUUAUCUCGGGCAUCGACAGCGAAUCACUGGAGCGCGUGCAAUUCUACUACGACCGCAUCUUCGCGAGGACUGUACCGACCAAAAGCAUGGAGACGGCCGAGUUCACCAAGCUGUUCGAGAACUGCCAAAGACUCAUGCUCAUCACCUACGUCAACGAGAUGGCGGACGCGUGCGCGCUCCAUGGCGUUGACAUCCAAGACGUUUGCCAAGCUGCAGCAAGCAAGCCCUUUGGUUACACGCCUUUCACCCCCAGCCUGGGCGCCGGUGGUCACUGCAUCCCAGUGAACCCUUACUACCUGCUCGUCAACAAUGAUCUGCCUUUGUUGCGCCAUGCCGCCGAAUCCAACAAGGAGCGCGCCUACGCCAAGGCGGAAGAGAUUGCCGGCUUGGCCAAGAAAAUUUCGAGCCUUAAGCAGAACGGUACACGCUCAGCAGCAGGCCGAGUACUCAUCUACGGAGUCGGCUUCAAGAAGGGGUCGGACUGCCUCUCCCACUCUCCCUCCCUCGUCGUGGCCGAUGAGCUCGCGCGAAUGGGCGUCGACGUGGCUUACGUCGACGAUGCGGUCGAAGGGCUCAAGCACUUGCGCAUCCCCAGCGAGACGUUGCAGCGCAGAGUACCCGGUGCGGCCGAGGGAGAGGAGGAAUACCUCCUCGACGCGUCCUUCGACGUCGUCGUCGUGGCGCACAAGCCUGACGCACCGCAUCGUGCCAUUUUCGAUCAGCUGCGUCGCACGCAGGUCGUGUACUUUGCCAAGUAG